This is a messenger RNA of Syngnathus acus (greater pipefish), 2666 nucleotides long. It is a transcript of the gene fkbp4, whose product is annotated as FKBP prolyl isomerase 4. The coding region runs from base 263 to 1621 and encodes 452 amino acids. Lineage: Eukaryota; Metazoa; Chordata; Actinopteri; Syngnathiformes; Syngnathidae. Gene Ontology annotation, molecular function: peptidyl-prolyl cis-trans isomerase activity; protein binding. The transcript has 10 exons. The record is from RefSeq and is a predicted model, not a curated record.
CCCGGUGCUCGCUUCUUCUCCACCGUUCCUUCCAGAAUGCCUGUAAAGUUCUCUUGACAGGGGCUCUCGUUCACGCGUGGACUUUGCACGCUUUGCGCCGCUUGACUCGUCAACGCUUUGCUCGGCGAUCUAUUAACACGUCGUGUGUACAAGCAGCUUUCUCAAACAAGAGUUAGUCGUUGUGUUGGUUACACCACGUCGACGUUGUUGUCGUAGUUAAAGUCAGGCUUAGGUUUACUGUAGGCUGUUUCUUAUUUUUACGAUGACCGCCGAGGAGCAAACGGCAGAAGGACACCCCACCAUCCCCAUGGAGGGAGACGAUCUCACACCCAAGAAGGAUGGAGGUGUCUUCAAGCUGGUGAAAAGGGAAGGCACUGGCAAAGAGCUGCCCAUGACCGGGGACAAAGUGUUUGUGCACUACGUGGGCACCCUCCUAGAUGGCACUCGGUUUGACUCCAGCAGAGACCGAGGAGACAAGUUUACCUUUGAGCUGGGCAAAGGUCAAGUCAUAAAGGCGUGGGACAUCGGCGUAGCUACAAUGAAAGAGGGUGAGAUCUGCCAGCUCAUCUGUAAACCAGAAUAUGCGUACGGGGGUCCGGGCAGCCCUCCUAAAAUUCCCCCUAAUGCCACACUUGUGUUUGAGGUGGAGCUGUUUGAAUUCCGAGGGGAGGAUUUAACCGAAGAUGAGGACGGAGGGAUUAUCCAUCGUAUUAUCACCAGGGGGAAGCCGUACAUCAAGCCCAAUGAAGGAUCCUCGGUUGAAGUGACCUUGUCGGGCAGCUACGAUGGACGCGUCUUUGACGAGAGGCAACUCAAGUUCGAGAUGGGAGACGGCGAGAGCCACGGCUUGCUGCCCGGAGUGGAGAAAGCCAUCAUGGCCAUGGAGGAGGGAGAGGAAGCUCUGUUUCACAUCAGACCCAAGUACGGCUUCGGAAACGCCGGAAACGCCGAGUAUAACAUUCCCGGCGGGGCGUCCUUGGAAUACAGGAUCAAGCUGGCGGCCUUCGAAAAGGUCAAAGAGUCGUGGGAGAUGAAUUCGUCGGAGAAGCUGGAACAGAGCGCCGUCGUUAAAGAGAAGGGGACGCAGUAUUACAAGAGGGGGCUCUUCAAGCAGGCAUCCACGCAGUACAAGAGGGUCGUGUCGUGGCUCGACAAUGACUCGGGUUUUGUCGGGGAGGAAGAGGAGAAGGCCAAAGCGCUGCGGCUGGCUGCGCAUCUCAACUUGGCCAUGUGCUACCUGAAGCUCAAAGAACACAACCAAGCGCUGGAAAACUGUAACAAGGCCCUGGAGUUGGACGAGUCCAACGAGAAAGCGCUGUUCCGAAGAGGAGAGGCACACUUCGGCAUGAAGGAAUUCGACGUAGCCAGGGAUGACUUUCAGCGCGUUGUUCAACUUUAUCCCGCUAACAAAGCUGCCAAGAGUCAGAUGGUCCUUUGUCUGAAGCACAUGAAGGCGCAGCACGAGAAGGACAAACGCACGUACGCCAACAUGUUCCAGAAGUUUGCAGAGAGGGAUUCCAGGAAAGCAUCCAAGCAGGUGAAGAGCAAGGAGAACGGCGAGAGCGGGGAUAUAGAGAUCGACAACGCCAGCAAGGAAGCAGAGGGCGAUGCAAAAGUCUAAAAUGCCCUAAAUUCUGACGGUUCAUUUGUUUUUCUGAUUUUUUUGUUUUGUUUUGUUUUGUUUUGUUUUGUUACUUCAGCCAUUUGUGUUUUAAGUGUGUGACUCGGGGAUAAGCGAAUCCGGUCCGAGACAACCGCUGGCCUGUCUGUUUUCAAUGUCCCUCCUCAACAUACCAGAUUCAACGGAUCAGCUCAUAAGCGAGCGCCGUAGAACGCCGAUCAUUUGAGUCGGAUAUGUGGAAGCGGGAAAGUUCAAAAAUAGGCAGGAGAGUGGCUCUCCAGGACCGGACCCGCCAACCAUUUUAUGUGCGUGUGUGUGGGAGUGUAUCAAAUUUUGAGCACUGACUUUGUUGGCUCUCUUCCUCUUGCCAUCGUUGCCAUCUCGACGGCGAACUCAGCGGGCGUGAUGUGGUUUUAAUAUUUGCGUGCUCACACUCCCGUCAACCCUUUCAACCCGCGGCUUUACGAGCGUGUUUCCCAGCUGUUUAACGUUCUGGUUGAAAAUUGAAAAGCCUUCGCUGUAAAGGGCUACUCACCUUGCACUAUAUUUGUUCUUUGCCGUUCAUCCAAGCCUCCACUUUAUAGGCCUACUGAUCAAAUUCGGGACAGGGUGGAUCAACACUCUGAUACAAUGUGUUGGAAUGUUCCAAAAGUAUAUACUUGUCUAUGUAGCAGGAGGUGGCACCAUUUUCUGGGGUGUUUCUUUUUGUAAAUCUUUAACUGUUUGAAUUCUCCAACAAAGCUGUUUUAAGCUUGGGUUAACCUGCUGGUGCUUUUGGGGGCUAAUGACAAUGUACUUUUCAGAUCCUUCUUUUCCUCCAAAGUGUUGCGAUUUGUAAAUUUUGUUCAAUACGACAAACAUCAACUGGAAUAGCCGGACGUGAACAAGCAUCCACGAGCUUGUUCGACCGUGUAUGAAGUGGUCAAUAGGACAAAAAUAAACUGCAAUGUCCGGACAUGCGAACAAGUAUCCAUGAUCCGCGAGCUUGUUCGACUAUCUUAAUUUUUCUGUUUUGUGUAUGAAGUGGUCAAUAGGACAAAAAAAA